Molecule: messenger RNA, 838 nt
Organism: Cololabis saira (Pacific saury)
Lineage: Eukaryota; Metazoa; Chordata; Actinopteri; Beloniformes; Belonidae
Product: transmembrane protein 17A
Exons: 4
Coding region: 158-826 (222 amino acids)
Biological process (GO): non-motile cilium assembly
Cellular component (GO): ciliary transition zone
Source: RefSeq, a predicted model, not a curated record
CUUCGCGUGGCCAGAAGUGUCCCGGCGUGCUGCAACUGUGUUUUUGUGUGUCUGACGAUGACGAAGAUUAGUGGCAGGCAUUGAAACACAAACUCUUUUUUUGGACUGUUGCACUUCCUGAUUCUCGAUUCGGUCAUGCUCACCGACUCUACCCACAAUGCCUGUGUUUUACUCGCCCGUAGCAGAGAACCUGCAAAUGGGCCUGGCCUACAUGGGAGGAUCCGUGCUCACCAACAACAGGACGGCGGACAGUGACUUCACCAGGGACCAGGAGGAUGCAUCUGUGGUCAAUGAGCUGGUGUCUCACCUCCCCCUGCAGAUGCUGCUGUACUUCAACAUGUUUUACUUUCCCUGCUGGUGGUUCUCGUCUGUGUUCAUGCUGGAAGUCAAGUUCCACCAUCUUGCUGGUUACUACCAGGCUCUGCUCAUAACCGGCCUGGUCCUGGUCACGCUCAUCGAGGUGAUCCGCCUUUAUCUGGGCUACAUCGGCAACCUGAAAGAGAAGGUGCCAGAGCUGGCGGCCUUCUGGCUCCUUUCUUUCAUGUUCCAGCUGCCGGUGCUGCUGUUUUUCGUGACGGACGAAGGGAUUAUCAUCCUGCCUCUGGAGAGAGCCGUCCACUCCCUGUACCUUCUCUUCCUCCUCGCCCAGAUCCUCGCCUCCUUUCUGGCCCUCAGGACCAUGACCCGAAAGCUCACGCUUCUCUUCCAUCUGCGUCAGUUCGGCAGGGUGGAGAACCUCCGCCAUGCAAGGCUGAGCCCGCUCCACGGUCUCCCCUACCACCGCAGUGUGCUGCCCAUUUCACCCAGCAACGACCUGUACCGUUGAAGCACUCCAACC